This is a messenger RNA of Daucus carota subsp. sativus, 2084 nucleotides long. Its product is annotated as pyruvate kinase, cytosolic isozyme. The coding region runs from base 383 to 1915 and encodes 510 amino acids. The record is from RefSeq and is a predicted model, not a curated record. The transcript has 4 exons. Gene Ontology annotation, biological process: glycolytic process. Gene Ontology annotation, molecular function: potassium ion binding; magnesium ion binding; pyruvate kinase activity. Gene Ontology annotation, cellular component: cytoplasm. Lineage: Eukaryota; Viridiplantae; Streptophyta; Magnoliopsida; Apiales; Apiaceae.
ACGCCGCCACCAGUAAACGUGGUAUUAGGACAUGGAAUUGACUAGACUAGACAAAACACUAGUCACUUCCCGUUUUCAGACAAACCACCAAGCGCUAAUCAAGAAAUUAGAACAAAGCCCAGCUGCCCCCUGUUUUCUUAUCUUCCAGAUUUUUAUAUAGUAAUAGACUACAACCACCCCAUCAAUUAUUAUUAACAGGGAGAGAUAGGGAGAGAUUGAAAGAGAGAAAGAGAGAGAUUGAGAGAGAGAGAGAGAGAUUGAGUGGGGCUUGCUGCAUCUUCAAGAAAAAAAGAGGGUCGGUGUUGUUUAGCUCUUGUUUGGUGUUGCUGUAAAUUGUAAUAAGUAUUCUGCUGUUUUCGUUUGUAUUAGCUAAGAUAGUAAGAUGUCGAACAUUGAUAUCGAGGGAAUUCUGAAGGAGCUUCCAAAUGAUGGCCGUGUUCCAAAGACCAAAAUUGUCUGUACUCUUGGCCCGGCUUCUCGUUCUGUACUAAUGAUUGAGAAGCUUUUGAAGGCGGGAAUGAAUGUUGCUAGAUUUAAUUUCUCUCAUGGGACUCAUGAGUACCAUCAGGAAACAUUGGACAAUCUCCGGAUUGGAAUGCAGAAUACUCAGAUCAUGUGUGCCGUGAUGCUCGAUACAAAGGGACCUGAGAUUCGUACUGGUUUUCUAAAAGAUGGAAAGCCUAUCCAGCUGAAGGAAGGUCGUGAAAUCACUAUAAGCACAGAUUACGACAUAAAGGGUGAUGAAGAGACUAUUUCCAUGAGCUACAAAAAAUUACCUGUGGAUAUCAAGCCUGGAAAUACGAUACUAUGUGCAGAUGGUACCAUUACUCUCACUGUCUUGUCAUGUGACCCAGCUGGUGGAACUGUCAGAUGCCGUUGUGAAAACACUGCUAUGCUAGGUGAGAGGAAGAAUGUGAAUCUUCCUGGUGUUGUUGUGGAUCUCCCAACACUGACAGAAAAGGACAAGGAAGACAUUUUGCUUUGGGGUGUUCCAAACAAGAUUGAUAUGAUUGCACUCUCAUUUGUUCGCAAGGGUUCAGACCUUGUUAAUGUCCGUAAAGUCCUUGGGCACCAUGCAAAAACUAUUCAGUUGAUGUCAAAGGUUGAGAAUCAGGAGGGAGUUAUCAACUUCGAUGAAAUCUUGCGUGAGACAGACUCAUUUAUGGUUGCUCGUGGUGAUCUUGGAAUGGAAAUCCCAGUUGAGAAGAUAUUCUUGGCACAGAAAAUGAUGAUUUACAAGUGUAAUCUUGCUGGCAAGCCUGUGGUAACUGCGACUCAGAUGCUUGAAUCUAUGAUCAAGUCUCCACGUCCCACACGUGCCGAGGCCACUGAUGUUGCUAAUGCUGUCUUGGACGGGACUGACUGUGUCAUGCUCAGUGGGGAGAGUGCAGCUGGGGCAUAUCCUGAAAUUGCUGUGAGAACUAUGGCUCGAAUUUGUAUUGAGGCAGAGUCCUCGCUUGAUUAUGGAUCUGUAUUCAAGGAAAUGAUAAAGGCAACACCUUUACCAAUGAGCCCACUGGAGAGUCUUGCAUCUUCUGCUGUCCGAGCAGCCAACAAGGCGAGAGCAAAACUCAUUGUUGUCCUGACUCGCGGUGGAACUACCGCAAAGCUAGUUGCCAAAUACAGGCCAGCAGUCCCAAUUCUCUCAGUUGUCGUCCCAGUUCUGACAACAGACUCCUUUGAUUGGACCUGCAGUGAUGAAAGCCCAGCAAGGCACAGCCUGAUAUACAGAGGCCUGAUCCCAAUUCUCGCAGAAGGAUCUGCAAAGGCUACAGAUGCAGAAUCAACUGAGGUGAUCCUUCAAGCUGCUCUGAAAUCAGCAACAAAGAAAGGAUUGUGUGUGCCUGGCGAUGCUGCUGUGGUGCUUCAUCGAAUCGGAUCUGCUUCCGUCAUCAAGAUAUGCGUAGUGCCGUAAUUAAGCGCUUAAGGCGAGUAAACCCUGUUGGUUCUGCGAUUUUGUUUAUGAUUUUUUUUAUGUCUUGACAAUCUUUAUCUAGUCUCAGUAAUCAGUAUGUUAUGUGCAACUAUGUCCAACACUAAUACACUUGUUUGUGUAGCUAGAAAAUCUUGUGGAUGUUUCUCGA